CCUACAUUUACUCAUUUUCAACAUGGCGACUGACUGCACAACAUAGCAUUUUGUACUUUAGAUAUUACCAUCUAGUCACGUUGCGAGGUUUUUGUUCCAUACAGUAUAUAGUAUUUCGACACAAACGCACAUAUUUUCAAUAUUUAUUUGGAGAUGUAUCGUCGCGGAACGGCAACGAAGGACGCAAACAACAAACCGGCGUCGGAUGCAAGUGACAGUGAAAAAUACGCCGACCUUUUGGUGUUCGGCUACGCCUGUAAAGUGUUCCGAGACGACGAAAGGGCUCUUUACCACGAACAUGGAAAGCAUCUUAUCCCAUGGAUGGGGGACAAGAGCAUCAUGAUUGAUAGAUACGAUGGGCGUGGUCACUUACAUGACCUCUCAGAGUAUGACAGUGGGUCGUGGAACACAUCCUACCAGCUGUCGGAAGAAGAGGCCAGAAUUGAAGCGCUCUGCGAUGAAGAAAGAUAUCUGGCCUUUCACACUGACCUGCUAGAAGAAGAGGCGAGACAAGAGGAGGAAUACAAACGCCUGAGUGAGGCACUAGCAGAUGAAGGCACCUACAAUGCAGUGGCCUUCAAAUACACAGCGGAAUACUACGAUCCUUCCCAACCUACAGAGGAAGAGGAUGCCAACAAGCGCACUGAGGAGCCAGAGCCUGAAGAGAGUGAAGAACCAUUUGUUGCUCCCCAAGGACUUGAGAUCCCCUCUGACGUAGAAUUGCCGGCAACCAUCAAGACUCAUAACAUAAUAGAGCGGACGGCCACCUUUGUAUGUCAGCAGGGCGCCCAGUUUGAGAUUGUGUUAAAAGCCAAGCAGUCUGGCAAUUCCCAGUUUGACUUUCUUCGUUUUGACCAUUAUUUGAACCCUUAUUACAAACACAUUCUGAGGGCCAUGAAGGAAGGUCGGUACAAUGUGGGCUCCACCAACAAACAAGAACAGCCAGAAGAAUCCAACUCUGAUGAUUCAGACGAUGAUGGGGAUGGCAAUUACCUCCAUCCAAGUUUGUUUGCACCUAAAAAAAGCUCUCGCCUCGAGGAGCUCAUGAAGCCACUUCGAGUGAUGGACCCAGACCAUCCCCUUGCAGCAUUGGUCCGUAAAGCAAAGGAGGAACAAAAUGGUGUGGCUGCAGUUCAGACUGGUACUGAGGAAGUGUCAGAUCCUGUCAUGCCCAGCACAGUAACGCAGUACACAGCUGAUCCAAAUGCAUCUGCUGUGUACUAUGGCUAUUACAUGCUUCCUGACGGAACAUACUGUGUAGCCCCACCUCCCCCAGGAGUAGAUGCCACCUCCUACUACAGUAGUGUGCCCUCAGCUGGGAUCACUUCCACGACUGUUUCAGGGGCAUUUCCUCAUUCAGUGACAUCCACAGCCUCUGGAAACAUUGCAAUAGCACCAGCUGGUGUCUCCAUUGCAGGAAUCAGCAAUUUCAAAGCUGAAGCUCCAGUUGUCACGGCAGCAGCAGCAGCACCCGCAAUAAUCCCCCCACCACUGGACAUCCAGGCUGUCAUUGACAAGCUGGCAGAGUAUGUAGUCAGGAAUGGGCUCAAAUUCGAAGCCAGUGUCCGUGCUAAGAAUGAUCCACGGUUUGACUUUCUGCAGUCUUGGCAUCAGUACAACACCUAUUAUGAGUAUAAGAAGAAUUACUUCAUGCAGAAAGAAGGGAAAAGCUUUCCAGAGAUGGCAGAAGGUGGGACGAUUCAUUUGGAUGAGUCUGGUAGUGAUUCCAGAAUGAACAAAGCUUCUUUUGCACCUAUUUGUUUUGCCAUCAAGCCAAAAGAAAAUGAAUUGCUGCCACUGGAGAAAAACCGAGUCAGGCUGGAUGACGAUUCAGAUGAAGACAAGUUGCUGGAAGGUGAUAGAUUGCAAGCAGUUGUAGGUGAUGGUGCUGAACUGGCUGAAAAGGAGCCUCAACCAGUCAGUGUACCAGAGGAGAAGAGACUCAGUUUACAAGAAAUGGAAGCUAAACAAGCCAAACAGAAACUGGAAGAUCGUCUAGCAGCUGCAGCCAGAGAAAAGCUGGCACAGGCAUCCAAAGAGUCCAAAGAAAAACAGCUACAGGCGGAAAGGAAGAGGAAGGCAGCACUAUUCCUCCAAACUCUCCGCAACCCAUUAAUGGGGGAGCCAGAGGCCAAGAGAGUUGAACUAGACUUAUCCACACAGCUUGAGAUGCAAAAGGCCAUCUCUGUUCUGUCUGAUCUACCGCUGGCACAAACUUCCUCUUCUACAUCAGCUUAUCUUAGAGAGGAAAGGUCUCACUCUGAGAGUCGAAGAAGUCGUCAGAGCCGGGAGGAAUCAUCCUCAUCACACUAUUCUCCGUCUCGAGGUGGAGACAGAAACUCCAAAAAAGGCAGAUACCGAGACAGUGAUCGGGACAGACGCAGAGAUCGAGAAUAUGAAAAUGACAGAAAUAGGGAUAAGGAAAGGGAUAAAGACAAAAAGAAGAAGAAACACAAGAGGAGGUCAAGAUCAAGGUCGCGAUCUACAUCGAGGCCAAAGAGCAAACACCUGUCCAGUGCCUAUAGAAGGUCGCACAGAUCACGGUCCCGGUCACAUUCUCCACGUAGAAGGGGCCGGGAGGGUCCAUCAUCAGAGCGGAGACACGAUGUCAAGGAUCACGGGUCCUAUCAUCACAGCAGCAGCUCUGGCUUUCGCAGGGACCAUUCUACAUCCAGGUCCCCUCUUGGAAAAAGAAAGAGCUCCAUCUCAGGAACUAAGAAAACGUCAGGUUCCUCUGUUUCUCCUGACCCAUCACCAAAUAGAGCUUUGUCGCCAUCUUCAAGCCCCAGCUCCAGCCUGGCCCAAUCCAGGGGUGCUUCUCAGGAGAAAGAGCCUGUGUCCUCAUCGAUAGUAUCUGCUGUUCAGUCCAAAAUAACUCAGGAUCUGAUGGCAAAAGUACGUGCCAUGCUUGCCUCGUCAAAGGCUUUCCAGCCUCCCACUUCUUGAAGACAUUCUGAUCAGCUGCUUGCCAAUAACACUCAACGGUUUCCAUGAGAUUAUUCUGCUCUUGGCUCUUUGAGCUCUUUUCGCUUAAUAUCUUUGAUUCACCUCCAUUGGAGAGUCAGCAGAUUAAGGUCAGUACUUAAACUGAAGUGUCUAGUCUGACGCCUAUCAGAGAAAGUGGCUUAGCAGACACUGGUGGAUCAUCAUUCAAUGUUUUCACACAUCAAAUAUAUUUUCUGUAUACUUCGAUAAAUUAAUUAUUUUGGAAUUCAUCCAAAAGACUUGAUGCUCCUUCCAUGAAGGAUGUUUGAUAUUCACAUCUGCCCCCUCUCAUUUUCAACUACAGAAUGCAAAAAUUAUUUGACCUUUUUUUUUUUUUUGCUAUAAUUUCUUAUUCAUUUUAAAGGCUGGUGGUGCCGCUGAAGAUAUAGCACAUGGUCAACAGAUAUAAAAGAACACAUGAAAGGCCCAAAAUCACUGAUUUUGGCAGAUCAAUGCCCAAGCCUUUAAUGUAAGAAGUUAAGUAAUUGUGUUCCAGAAAAAAAUUGUCGAAAACAAAUUUAUGUUUUAGUCCUAACAGGAAUUUAAAAUGAACAAGAAACUGAAGUAACAGAUGUGGUCUAUUUUUUUUUUUUUUUUUUUUUGCCAUGACUGUAUAAUUUUAAUUUUGUACUUCCCCUUAGCAUAACUGUGGUCUAUUGUUUCUGUUUCUGAUCAAAAACUGUCAAUAAAAUUUGA
This is a messenger RNA of Corythoichthys intestinalis (scribbled pipefish), 3681 nucleotides long. It is a transcript of the gene sfswap, whose product is annotated as splicing factor SWAP. The transcript is spliced from 19 exons. Gene Ontology annotation, biological process: mRNA 5'-splice site recognition; RNA processing. Lineage: Eukaryota; Metazoa; Chordata; Actinopteri; Syngnathiformes; Syngnathidae. Gene Ontology annotation, molecular function: RNA binding. The record is from RefSeq and is a predicted model, not a curated record. The coding region runs from base 154 to 2946 and encodes 930 amino acids.